Cladophialophora bantiana CBS 173.52 is the source of this 882-nucleotide messenger RNA. RefSeq lists its product as uncharacterized. The transcript has a single exon. The coding region runs from base 1 to 882 and encodes 293 amino acids. The record is from RefSeq and is a predicted model, not a curated record. NCBI's taxonomy places the organism in Eukaryota, Fungi, Ascomycota, Eurotiomycetes, Chaetothyriales, Herpotrichiellaceae.
AUGUACGUCAACCGGGGACGGAGGGCGUAUGGGACACAUCUCGAAGGCGGCGCGGGGUCCGUCGCCGCGGCAAGGUGUAGAAAAGCAUCACCUUAUCGGCGGGCAUCUUCGAAAUCAAUUAUCAUAUCACGAUGGCGGAACAAGGAAAUCGCGAUCAAAUAUACAGAAGAAUGGAUGGAUCGAGGAUUCCAGCUUGAUCGGCUCGCCUCCGGCGCAUCCGGGGUGGCUCUGUUCCCUGCUGAAAGCUGCCAACAACAUUCCAAGGUCCAAUACGCUGUCAGUUCAUACUCACAGCCUCUCACACCUGCUGCUGACCCGUCAAUCAUCCUCGGUGCAACCUGGAGUGGCUUUGAGGAUCUAUCCCGAGACUCUCCUUUUGCUGAAGACAAUACGCCUUGGAAUGUUACCAGGCGGCCGAUCAGCCGACGAUCGGACUCCGUCUAUUCUUCAUUUCUGAAUGAGAUCGAGGCGGGAUUUGAGAAUAAGGACCUUGAAACCGAGUGCUGUUCAAAUAAACCAUGCUUCCAACUUCCCCAGUCAGCUCUGCCCGGGCUCAACAUCAUGCUGAAUCUUGCGACGACUACGUCGGAGGAGUGGAAUUUUUUCAUGACACUCGCACCGCCGGAUCUCCAAGAUCCAUUAAAACUCAUGGAUGUCGUUUUGAGAAAGCGGUAUCAAAACAUGGAUACGUCACAAGUGGAUGUGCAAGACCCCAAGGACAACAAUCCUUCGAGAGAUCGAUUAUCUGGACAGGCCAUCACGGCCUACAGUACGGAGCUUUCUUGGCACCUGGACAAUAUAGUUGCUGAUCCUGGUCGGUGUCCUCCCAUCACCAGAAUUUGUCGGGAAUAUAUGACCCCACCAAGAAUCGACAAGAUAUAG